AUGCUUAGUGGGCACUUCUUACAACUGGCCCAGGUCAUCCUCGUGGUCUUCCCAUGUUUCUUCCUGUUCGGUUACAAUCAGGUGGGUGUCGGAGGACUACUCGGCUUCGACAGCUGGACUGGCCUAUUUCCCCAAAUCGACACAGUCAAUGCCACCGGAGAAACUGAAUCGCAAAAGUCCGUCAUGCAGGGCGUCUACGUUUCCUGCUUCACACUCGGGGGCGCCGUGGGCUCGUUAAUAUGCACUUCCAUCGGAGAUUUCCUCGGCCGGAGAAAAGCCAUCUUUAUCGGGGCGCUUCUCACGUUUAUCGGCGAGCUUCUUUCAUGCACUUCGUUCAGCUUCGCUCAAUUACUGGUCGGACGCAUCAUCACGGGUAUUGGUAUUGGGUUCACAAGCACGAUAGUCCCAGUCUGGCAGUCUGAGUGCUCUCCCGCAGCAGAUCGAGGAGCACAUGUUGUUAUUGAUGGUAUUUUCAUCACCAGCGGUUAUGCCAUUAGCCAGUGGAUAAAUUACGGCUUUUCUUAUAUCGACCAUCAUUCUGUCUCGUGGCGCGUACCCAUGGCGAUUCCAUGCGUUUUCUCGCUUAUGCCAAUCGGGUCCAUUUUCUUCCUCCCUGAGUCGCCUCGCUGGCUCGUCCGUGCCGGUCAUGCGACACAAGCAGCUCUCAUCCUGGCGCGGAUCAAGGAGAUUGAUUCUGAGCAUCUGGAAAUCAGACACGAAAUUGCCGGUAUCGAAGCAUCACUCGAGGAAUCGGUCCAGAACGCAGCAAGUGUCAAAGACAUCUUCACCAUGAAGGACGGCAAACUGUUCUACCGGUUCAUGCUCUGCAUCGGUCUACAAUUCUGGGUCCAAAUGACCGGUGCGAACGCAAUCAGCACUUACUGCACGACAAUCUUCCAAGAUAGUCUGGGCCUAACCGCUGAUCUUUCCCGGGUGCUUGCGGCAGGCAUGUUGACAUGGAAGUUCGUUGCUUCGUUUGUCGCCUUUUUCACCAUUGAUCGAUUCGGACGCCGGAAGUUGUUUCUGUUCAGUGGCGCUGGUAUCACGCUGUGCAUGAUGUCCAUAGCGAUCACAAACAGAUAUGCAAAUGAAAGCCACGGGGCUGCCAUCGGGACGACCUUCUUCAUCUUCCUGUUCGCUUUCUUCUUUCCCAUCGGUUUCUUGGGGCCCAGUUUUCUCUAUUGCACGGAAGUCGCUCCUCUUCGUCUUCGUGUUGCCAUGACUUCGAUAUCCACCGCGAACCACUGGCUUUGGAACUUCGUCGUGCAGAUGAUCACCCCAAUCGCAAUGACGAAUAUAGGCUAUCAGUACUGGAUCGUAUAUACAGUUCUUUGCUUCGCAUUCCCCGUGACUGUUUUCUUUUUCUACCCGGAGACAAUGGGACAGAGUCUGGAGAGACUUGAAGAGCUCUUCCAGCAAGAUCUUUCUAUAUUCCAGACAGUCCGGGUGGCAAAUGAAUUAGCGAGCACGACACAGGGGUCGGAUGAGAUGGUUGGUGAGAAAGGGGAAAAGCUUGAGCAGAGUGGGAAUGAGAGUCCUGCUCCUUAA
This is a messenger RNA of Aspergillus chevalieri, 1548 nucleotides long. RefSeq lists its product as uncharacterized. The transcript has 2 exons. Lineage: Eukaryota; Fungi; Ascomycota; Eurotiomycetes; Eurotiales; Aspergillaceae. Gene Ontology annotation, biological process: transmembrane transport; carbohydrate transport. Gene Ontology annotation, molecular function: carbohydrate:proton symporter activity. The record is from RefSeq and is a predicted model, not a curated record. Gene Ontology annotation, cellular component: membrane. The coding region runs from base 1 to 1548 and encodes 515 amino acids.